Molecule: messenger RNA, 1418 nt
Organism: Galendromus occidentalis (western predatory mite)
Lineage: Eukaryota; Metazoa; Arthropoda; Arachnida; Mesostigmata; Phytoseiidae
Product: beta-1,4-N-acetylgalactosaminyltransferase bre-4
Exons: 3
Coding region: 441-1418 (325 amino acids)
Biological process (GO): glycosphingolipid biosynthetic process; carbohydrate metabolic process
Cellular component (GO): Golgi apparatus
Molecular function (GO): N-acetyl-beta-glucosaminyl-derivative 4-beta-N-acetylgalactosaminyltransferase activity; galactosyltransferase activity
Source: RefSeq, a predicted model, not a curated record
CGAUUUCCACCGACACUCCAUUCGUUCGAGGGUCCCCGCGCGCGAUAUCUCUACGACUAUCCCUCCUUGUCGGGAGUCUGAAUCUCUUCGAGACUGUACCCUCAGCAUAUGUUCCUCCAUUCAGUGAAACGGCCGUACUCCUGUCGAGUCCGAUGACAAAUUCGCUCGGUCCGGCACCGGAGGCGGGCUCGCCUUCCUCCUCGCGAUACAGAUGAGGAGCCCCCGUCAAAUUUUUGUUCUUAGAUUUCGAGCCUUGUACUGUUCGUAUUUGAUUCUCAUGUUCCAUGCUCACUGAAUUCUUCGGAGACUGUGAUAGAGGAUCCAGGUGGCUCAUUCCACGUGUGAUUGGACCUCAGAUUAUUUUUCGUGUGCGAUGUUUGUGAUCGGAUCUCCCAGUCAGCUGUCUGCGAAACUCUGAAUGCGGAGCUAGUCGCACCGGUAUGAGAUCUUCGAAAUGUCAAUCGCUGAGGAUGCUCUCCUGCGAGCAGUGGAUGAUGGCUCUGGCCGUCUCCCUCUUCCUCUUGGCUCUACGGUGUCCCACCGGCCGCUUCGUCGUAUUUUCGAGUCCCGAAGAGGAUCUGGUCUCAUGCGCAUCGUUGGUUGGUCGGUGCCCCUUGUCAUCUGCGCUUCCCGGGUCCAUGCUAAUCAAACGGGUGCUCGACGAGAGCGUGCUAACCCAGCUCGAGCGCGAGCUACACGGGCAUUACAAUCAGAGCGGGUUCCCGUUGAUUCGUGCUUCCGGAUGCGAGUCCGCUUUCCGGACGGCGAUCAUCGUCCCCUUCCGGAACAGAUCGGAACACCUCGAUGUGUUUUUGCGCCACAUGCAUUCAUUCCUGCCGCAGCAGAACAUCGACUAUUCGAUAUAUGUCGUGGAGCAGAGCGAACGACAUAAAUUCAAUCGAGGGAAAUUGAUGAAUAUCGGCUUCAAGGAAGCCCUGAGAGACAUGGAUUACUGCUGUUUCAUAUUCCACGACGUAGACCUCCUCCCGGAAAACCCGCGAAACUUGUACGCGUGUAGCAAACAUCCUCGACAUAUGUGCGUCGCAAUCGAUACAUUCCGCUACGUCGUGCCGUAUGCCGAUAUUUUCGGUGGAGUCGUCGCCAUGCAGAAGGACCACUUCGUGAAAGUCAAUGGCUUCUCGAAUCGAUUCUUCGGAUGGGGUGCCGAGGAUGACGACUUGGCCUUGCGGAUUCAGUCCGCAAAACUCCAUAUCACUCGAUGGUCAACGGAUAUUUCGAGGUACACGGCUCUGGUUCAUGAGAAAGCAAAUCCUAAUCCUAAACGAUUCGAUUUGUUGGCUGACAGUUCCUCGAGAUGGCAGAGCGACGGCCUCAUCGAUCUCAAAUACAAGCUCCUAUCUCAUCAAAGAACGCCUUUGUACACAAAAAUUACGGUUGAUGUCUCUCCUGAUGACUGA